This is a messenger RNA of Paracoccidioides brasiliensis Pb18, 2742 nucleotides long. RefSeq lists its product as uncharacterized. The transcript is spliced from 3 exons. The record is from RefSeq and is a predicted model, not a curated record. Bases 1 to 2742 code for a protein of 913 amino acids.
AUGGAUCCUCCUAGAGUUGUGCUUGACGUGCCCAAUGAAUAUCACGAUAUCCUUUUGGACACUGUCGAUACUCCCCCAGUGCCUUCAACUCCAGAGAAACGCCAAUUUAUGGAUCUGCAUCAUGAGGUGUACGGAUAUCCAUCAGUGGCCCCCCUUCAAACUUUUACCGCUGAAUCCCAGUCAUAUCAUCCGUAUUUCCGACGAUUUUCAUUGCUGUAUUCCAAUCCUCCUCCACUUGAAUAUCGAAACCCGUUUGUAGGUAUUGCUUUUCGUGAAGUUAAUGAAGCUGGUGAUCGUGAGACACCUUAUGCUGGCAGAAGAUUGACAGAACAGGAGACAAUACAAUUACCCCCUCCUAGUUCUGCGCGGUCCACAUCUAACACCAUCUUCACUUUUUUUGGCAACUCAUUUCCUGACUGUCGCAGCAUGAUUGAUAUGUUCCGCCCACGCUUGCAAGUUUAUCCCGGGGUAGCAGAAAAUCCAACCCCAGACUCUGUCGUUGGCAGCCAUCACGAGGGCCCCAGGGUUGUGAACGUCGAUAUAACAAAGACAUGGAAAGGCCUGUCUUCAGAUAAAGCGCAAGAACUACUAUUUUGGGAGACAACCUUUAAAAGGGCCCUUGGAUACUUGUUGCACGAUCAAUUUGAACUCCUAGAACAACAGCAUGAAAUAAAAAACCAGGCGUUCCUUGAAAUACAGCGUGAACAUGAGCAACAAGACAAAAUUUUGGACGGCACGCAUUAUUUGCCAGUUAACAUCAUCGAUAUCGCGACGGCCAUGGUCAACUGCUGGAAGGAACAUCGUCGUAUGUAUCAUUGGUUGGCGUCGAUGGGGAACAUUUACAAGACAAUUGCACAGUUUAUUCGCUGUCAUGACUGCUUUGUUUACCCUCCUGUUGGAAAUAACUCGUGCCUCGCAACUGGCGGUCUUAGAAUCGGAGUUAAACUUUUAGACCUAGGUAAACACUCGAAAAACACAAUAACUCAUACCCAUAUAUCUGGAACCCCUGUCGAGGUGAAUUGGGCUCCGGAUGUACUGUCAUUUGAGCAAUUCGACCCUAUUACUACCGAAGGACACGAAUUCCGUUUAAUGCCACGAUACAACUCUACCCUCAUCAGUAGUGGGGCUGAAUCUGAUUUGGAGCCACCCCAUAUUGUUUACAAGUCCUCUGCCAGUUGGUUACGGUGGGAUGCUUCAGUAUCCAGCUUUAGCGGGACCGUGCCAUUCUGCUCUGAUUCUAAGGAAUGCGUUGUUUAUCCCGAUGCCCACUUGGCCUAUGGUAUUUCAAGGGAUCAAUCUGAAACAUACACCCUUCGGAUAAUGAUUACUGCAACAGCUCUGCAAUAUUUUGAUACGAACGUCAGAUUCGAGAAGACUGUCAGAGCCAGGGUUACGAUCAAUAUCAAGAGCAGGAAUUGUUCACGAACUCAUCCUGACCAACGUUACAGAUUCGAGCGUUUGUUGUCGGACAGCCAAAAUACGAAGUCCGUCCCGUCACCACUAGAAUGGAGACCAUUGCAGCAAAUUAGCCCUAGCCUUGAGAGGUUCAAAAAUCCAGUUAUGAGCUCGACUGUUCCCUUUGUUGGUUUUCCAGAUGAGACACAAAUGUUGAUGCCGAUAUCAGCUUACGAGAUGUAUUCCGGUGACAGGAGGUCUUUAAGUCAACAGCCGUUCGACAGCUUUAUCAAGCCGUCUCUAGUGGUGGCUAAAGUGCAUAUUGAUUCUGAGUCAAAAGUGGAUGAGGGCCCGAGUGGCCAGAGGAUUACUUACUCUCCUCCUGGGCCUUUAGAGGGUUGUUUGAAUGUGCCACCUCUUCGCCGCCAAAGACGCUCACCGCAUAAUAUUCAUCCUCUUAAAACAGCCGUUAAACUUGGUUCCACACUUCUCCCACGAACGAGCAUUGAUCUCCCAAACCAUCCUCGAACAGAAUCUGGUGACAAGAGGUUACAAUACGAUAUUGUUAACAUGCUGGGCAUGCCAACCCGAUACGACAAACGCGACAAAGAUCUAGAAACGCGGUAUCGUCCCAGGGGAGAACGGUGCUAUUGGCGGGGGACGAAUAUAUCUGUUCAGGAGAAAGGGAGUGGAGAUCCACAUCAAGGCCUCCAUGCAUCAAGAAAUGCGAUAUUCUCAGGGGCAAACUCGAUCGAAGAGGAUGAGUUGUAUAUUUCGAAAUACUUCCAGGAGGUUGGGCUUGAUUCUUUUCAGAGGCAGGUUAGCCAUCUCACCAAAAAGUCAGAAUCCAACCUUUCUAGAGUUCCGAGUUCUGAACCUCUCACUAUGAACUGUGAACCUUUUCUCAAUACCCGCAGGGAUACACGGGCAGAACGACUGCCGAAUUUGGAAGUACCGUGGACACCGCCAUCCAGUGAAGUGUGUCCCUGUGGUUACUGCCCCUGUCGUUUUCCCAACGGAGCUAAAGUUCGAACCGAAAGAGGCACUGACAAUGAGGCCGGAAAUGCAUCAGGAUCGUCGGAUGGUGAUAGUUCAUCCGACGAAGGGCCGCCUCUAAUUCGCGGAAAAGACAAAGCUGCUUUUGCCCGAAUGCUUGUGGAAAGGGCUGAAGCAGAACGUCAUAUGCUAGGAAGCGACAUAGGCGACAUUUUCGACUCUUCCCCAACUCCCACGUCUGCUGGGGACUGGGAGGACAUUGACACGGAUGAGGAAGGGGUCAGUCUCCCCGAGGAUGGGGAUAGUGAGGAGGACGGAACAAAUCAAGGUGUGGCCAUUUCAGUGGUAUAA